Messenger RNA from Glossina fuscipes, 596 nucleotides. RefSeq names its product 60S ribosomal protein L27 (gene RpL27). The record is from RefSeq and is a predicted model, not a curated record. Bases 92 to 499 code for a protein of 135 amino acids. Gene Ontology annotation, molecular function: structural constituent of ribosome. Gene Ontology annotation, biological process: translation. The transcript is spliced from 2 exons. Gene Ontology annotation, cellular component: ribosome; cytosolic large ribosomal subunit. NCBI's taxonomy places the organism in Eukaryota, Metazoa, Arthropoda, Insecta, Diptera, Glossinidae.
AUGAUAUAAAUGAAAAUGUCAAAACAAUGUGCGAAAUGUCAACCUUUUUUCCUUUCUCUAUAUCCGGUCAGCCGUAUAAGCCUUCAUCAAGAUGAGGAAAAUUAUGAAACCAAAUAAAAUUGUAAUUGUCCUAAGUGGACGUUACGCUGGCCGUAAAGCGAUUAUUGUCAAGACUGUUGAUGAUGGUACAGGCGAGAAACCAUUUGGUCACGCGUUAGUAGCCGGCAUUGAUAGAUAUCCACGUAAAGUUACUAAACAAAUGGGUAAAACUAAAUUGAAGAAAAAAUCGAAAAUAAAGCCAUUUUUAAAGCUUCUAAAUUACAAUCAUCUGAUGCCCACACGAUAUACCGCCAGCGAAAUUACAUUUGAUAAAUUAUCGGCCAAGGAUCUAAAAGAUCCAGUUAAAAGGAAAACGCAUCGUUUUCAAACACGUGUCAAAUUUGAGACGUCAUAUAAAGAAGGCAAAAACAAGUGGUUUUUCCAAAAACUACGUUUCUAAAGUGUAAAAAAAUUUUUUUUAUUUGAAAAAUUUGAAAUAAAAAUAAAAACAACAACAAACAACAACAGUUUUCGUAUGUUUCGUUUAUACUAAGAAA